Molecule: messenger RNA, 2625 nt
Organism: Jatropha curcas
Lineage: Eukaryota; Viridiplantae; Streptophyta; Magnoliopsida; Malpighiales; Euphorbiaceae
Product: Leucine-rich repeat protein kinase family protein
Biological process (GO): protein phosphorylation
Molecular function (GO): protein kinase activity; ATP binding; protein binding
Source: RefSeq, a predicted model, not a curated record
UUAGGGAUGUUGUAAUAAUUUUACUAAAUAAAAUGGACCAUUUGAUUAAUUUUAUCAAACCUUGGGGGUGUCCGUGAAGACGCAGCAAAAACCAGCAUAAGAUGUCAGCCAUUGAGGCAGCAAUAUGGUCUAUGUCUGUGCAUCCCUCACCAGACGCCAACACCAAAGAAAGCUUUGCUUGCCGUAUUGUAUACAGUAUUGUAUGCGAUGGCAAAUUGGCAAAGGCAUCUGCUUCGAUGAAAGGAUUUUAUUUAACUUUAAUUUUAAUUUUAAUUUUUUAUGAAAACCCAAAAGAAGAGUGUAGAUAAGAAGCAUUAAUUAGUGGGAUUCUCAUUCUUAUUCCACCAAUAACACUUGCACAGUCUCUAGUAGGGCUCUCACAUUCUUCCUUAUUGGCCUUCUCAGAAUUUCCUUUUCUUCUUGCCCUUUCCUCUUUCCUCUUCUCAAAUGCUUUGUGGGUCCCUUGCACUAAUGUAUCAUAUAUUUCACUGGCUCAUCAUUAUCUUUAAUUUCAAUUUUUUCUUCUUUUUGAUUCAUGGUGGCUUGCAUUUGUAUUUCCCAUGGCUAAACCUGGAGGACAACCAGAAUAUCCAAAUUCUGGCAAGAGAUUUACUAGCGAAUCUUUCAUAGAGACGAAGCAAAAUUAUAUGUUUGGAGCUUUUUCCACAUGGCAUCCUCUAAAGCUAGUCAUUGGCGGUUUCAUACUCCUCAAUUUUCUAACAAUUGGUUUUUCCUCCAAGGAUCCUGACCUUGAAGGUGAAGCUUUAGUUGAGCUUCUAAAGGCUCUUAAUGAUUCCCAUGGUCAAAUAAAAGAUUGGAAUUAUUAUUUGGUGAGCCCUUGCUUUAGUUGGUCUCAUAUCACUUGCAGAAAUGGAAGUGUCACCUCCCUGAGCUUGGCUUCAAUUGGCUUUUCAGGAACUCUUUCACCUGCAAUUAUGAAACUGAAGUUCUUGGUUAGCUUGGAACUACAGAACAAUAAUCUAUCGGGCCCAUUACCAGAUUAUCUUGGAAACAUGGAACUGCUAGAAAAUCUGAAUCUUGCAAAUAAUAAAUUCAAUGGUUCUAUACCAAUCUCGUGGGCCCAGCUAUCCAACUUAAAGCAUUUGGAUCUUUCAUCCAAUGAUUUAACUGGACAAGUACCAUUGCAACUUCUUUCAGUUCCAGAGUUCAAUUUCACUGCAACGGGUCUUGCUUGUGGCUCUAGCUUGGAAGAACCUUGCGUUUCCAAUAAUCCUUUUCCAGUUUCAAAAAGCAAGUUAAGACUCAAGGUUGCUGUAAUUGCUGCAAGCUGUGGGGUUUUCAUGGUUCUGCUACUAGGUCUUGCAUACUGGUACCAUCAAUGUUACAGACUCCAGCAUGAUGUCUUUGUUGAUGUAGCUGGUGAAGAUGACUGCAAAAUAUCCUUUGGACAACUUAAAAGAUUUUCUUGGCGUGAGAUCCAACUUGCAACAGACAAUUUCAGUGAGAGCAACAUAAUUGGACAGGGUGGCUUUGGUAAAGUUUACAAAGGUAUUCUUUCAGACAACACAAAAGUUGCCAUAAAACGUCUUACAGAUUAUCACAGCCCUGGAGGAGAAGCUGCAUUCCAGAGAGAAGUUCAACUUAUUAGCGUUGCAGUUCACAGGAAUCUUCUACGUUUGAUUGGCUUUUGUACGACCUCCUCUGAGAGAAUUCUCGUUUAUCCAUAUAUGCAAAACCUCAGCGUCGCAUAUCACUUAAGAGAUUUAAAACCAGGAGAAAAAGGCUUGGACUGGUCGACAAGGAAACGUGUCGCCUUUGGUACAGCUCAUGGCCUGGAGUAUCUACAUGAACAUUGUAAUCCUAAGAUUAUACACCGUGACUUGAAGGCUGCUAACAUCCUAUUAGAUGAUGAUUUUGAAGCUGUUCUUGGAGAUUUUGGUUUAGCAAAGCUGGUAGACACAAGGUUGACUCAUAUUACCACCCAAAUACGUGGUACCAUGGGUCACAUUGCCCCGGAAUAUUUGUCCACUGGAAAAUCUUCAGAAAAGACAGAUGUGUUUGGAUAUGGCAUAACACUUCUUGAAUUGGUAACUGGUCAGCGGGCAAUAGACCUUUCUCGCCUUGAAGAGGAAGAGGAUGUUCUUCUAGUUGAUCAUAUUAAAAAGUUACUGAGAGAGGAUAGACUGGACGACAUUGUGGAUGGAAACUUGAAGACUUAUGACCACCAAGAAGUUAAGACCAUUAUCCAGGUUGCAUUACUGAGUACCCAAAGUUCACCUGAAGACCGUCCCACAAUGGCAGAAGUGGUUAAACUGUUGCAAGGAGUUGGUCUGGCUGAGAGAUGGGGGAAGUGGGAGCAGAUGGAGCAUGAGAGGAACCAAACAUUCUCCUCACUCAUGUCUUCCCAGUAUGUGUGGGCUGAGGAAUCAACUAUUGAGCAAGAAGCUAUACAGUUGUCCAGGGCUAGAUAAGCUUUUGUAGAAUAUAAUCAGUUUUGAGACCAGUAUUAUCAACAUAUACAUCUGGAGUAUUAUAUAUAUAUAUAUAUAUAUAUAGAUUGUACAUGAAAUGAAAAGCAUAUUAUUGCUGUAUUACAAUAUUCUGCAUAUUUUGCAUGUAAUAACUGUGGUUUGGUUUAAGAUGGAAUUGCUUGCUAUUCCUCCA